CAAUAAAACUUAUAAGUUAGUUCCAUUUUUUUCAGCUUAAUAAUUAACUUUAUGAUCAACAUGGCAAAGGUGGUCCUGUCAUGUUUUCUUCUCUUUGCUUUUGUGGUGGUGUCAUGCUCAGCCACCACCUACACUGUUGGAGAUACCUCUGGCUGGGACAUUAGCACUAAUCUUGAAACUUGGGUUGCUGAUAAGAAUUUCAAAGUUGGUGAUUCUCUUGUUUUUCAGUAUUCAUCAUCCAAUAGUGUAGACGAAGUUACAAAAAAGAACUAUGAUACAUGUGAAACAACCGAUGUGUUGGCGAGUUAUGGAAAUGGAAACACUUCGGUGCCAUUGACACGAGCUGGGGAUAGAUACUUUGUGAGCGGAAACAGGUUGUAUUGCCUUGGAGGGAUGAAGCUCCAUAUUCAUAUAGAUGGUGAUGACACGACGCUUUCACCGGCUAUGGCACCUAAUGCUGUGGCCGGAUCUGACCAAAACCCUGCAACUACAUUUCAACAGUCUCCUUCAUCAAAGAAGAACACACCUGUUUCAAAUGGAGUUGUGAAUUUCCCACCAAAUAUUCUCAGUUUGGUUUACGUUGCUUUAGGCUGCUACUUUGGGAUGAUACAAAUUUAGAGAAAACAAGUUCACGUUAAUUUGACAAAAAAAAUGUAAUUUUGUUAUGUUUUCUUGGAAGAGUCAUCCACAACAUACUUUAUACAUGAUUGUUGUUGAACACAAUUGAAUGAUAGACACUUUGAUGUUUUUAUGCAUAACAAAGUUGGCAACUUGGCAUGUUAGUUUACCUCAUUAAACUGUUUUGUAGAACAUUUGAAUCAUAUGCUUUGCCUUGGAGGCAGAGGGGCUUUUACUUUAGAUUUUAUUUAUAGUUUGUAUGUAAUCCACCUCACAUAGCCCUAGUAGAUUGAAUUUGAAUAUUUUGUAUGAAAUUAUAAAUUCAUAUUUUAAUGUCACUAAAGACAGGAAACAAAAAUGGUUUAAAACUACUUGCAUUGUAUAAACUAUUUGGAGUUGCACCCUUGAUUUCCAAUGCAAUCCUAAUAGCUUUAUUUUUGGGUUAAAGAAACUUUUGUCUA
Messenger RNA from Arachis stenosperma, 1079 nucleotides. RefSeq names its product stellacyanin-like. The record is from RefSeq and is a predicted model, not a curated record. Gene Ontology annotation, molecular function: electron transfer activity. The transcript has 2 exons. Gene Ontology annotation, cellular component: plasma membrane. Bases 52 to 618 code for a protein of 188 amino acids. Lineage: Eukaryota; Viridiplantae; Streptophyta; Magnoliopsida; Fabales; Fabaceae.